AUGAUGCAGUUGCUGGUGGAGCACUUCCAAGUCCAAGACCUUAUGUCAUCCGGGCAACCCGUUUCCUGCUGUGGUUCUAAAAACCACACCGAAGGCACCAUCUACUAUGUCUGCACCCAGCAGCCCGCCGUGGUCUACAGAGACAGAGCUCCCCAGGCCGGCCGCCACGACACCUGCCACAGCCCCUCAGGCAGACAUGGCUACGAGCCCAGGCGGGGACUCCCAGCAGGGUGUCAGCACGGCUCCCCCACAGGGGUCACCUCACAACACAUCCAAUCAGUGCAGGACAGAUUCUUGCAGUCUCAGCAGAAGCCAGAACAAGACGAAUCUGUUUCUGUGCUGUACAGCUUGUUCUUAGUUGUUGGUACGCAGUCCUUGAAGGACACAGUGUUCUGCCCACCUGUCCACCUUGUCAGCACCUACAGUCAGGUUAGCAGUGAGCUAGCAAAGCACCUGAGCCCGACUCGGAGAGAGCUAAAGAAAGCCUGUGAGACCCUCCAGAACCUGCGAGACCUAGCUCCAAGCUUUCAGUCGCCAGCCCAGGUCCCUGUGGUCAACCUGCUCAUUGACCUGACUGAGCAGAUCCUGCGGAUCCCCUCUCAGAACAGAGGCACUCGGGGUUCCGAAACCCCUGCAACUCUCUGCCACUUUCCACCCCCCAGUGUGAUGAAUGGUGAAGUGGAAAAGCUGCAGACACCCAAGCAGGACACCAACCAGGUGGAAGACAUGCUGGAGAUGGCCUUGCUGGCCCUGGGCACAAUCCAGGAUGCGUUCCUGCAGCAGAACCCAGGCUGCCAGUCCUCGGUGACACUCACCUCCGCCGCCGCGUCUGUGCUGCUGAGCAGUCAAAACAUAUCGACGUUGCCACUGAGCUCUUACACGCUGGGCGGUCCAGCGCCCGUGAGCUUAGGUUUGCCAUCGUCUUCAGCCUUGGAGGCAUUCUUGAAUAAGUAUCCAAGAGUGAAGGUGCAGGUUACAGGAUUGGCUUUCAAUCCCUUCCAGACGUUUGAUGGCAGGAACAUCACAGGAAGCGUUGGAAGCGUGUUGUUAAGUUCUGGCCAGGAACAGCUCCACGUCCACGACCUGAUGGAAGACGUGGAGAUUGUGCUCUGGAGGAAUGCCAACAUAGACACCCAUGCCAGCAGCCUCAACACCAGCACAGCCCGCUUCACAGCCAGUGUGAACGUCACCUCUGUGGAGAGAUCCCUGCUGGUGGCCAUUGAGCCUGCAAGUCCUCUCUUCCUCACUCUCUACCUUGGCUUCCAAUACCCGCCCAACCACACCUGCUUCCUCCUGACCACCACCCUGCCCAAGAGCACCACAGGGCAGAAAGAUGAGGACUACACGUGGGUGCUGACUCCUGACAGCCUGCAGUACAGGACCGGCACCUACUACAUAACCGCCAUAUUGAAUGAGACAGAGACUGCCUGGCAGACACCCAUCCUGGUCUCGGUGGUAACUGCGGUCACCCAGUGUUAUUUCUGGGACAAGAACAACAGGACUUGGAAAAGCAGUGGAUGUCAAGUGGGGCUGCGGAGCACAGUUGUGAAGACGCAGUGUCUCUGUGACCACCUGACCUUCUUCGGCAGCGACUUCUUCAUUGUGCCCAGGACAGUGAGGGUUGAAGACACAGUCACACUGUUCCGUCACGUGUCAAACAACCCUGUGGGGGUGUCGCUGCUGGCCAGCCUUUUAGGGCUCUACAUGUUCUUAGCAGUGUGGGCUUGGAGGAAGGACCAGCGGGAUAUGCAGAAGGUGAAGGUCACCGUCCUGGCCGACAACGAGCCCGGCUCCCGCUUCCACUACCUGGUGGAGGUCCGCACGGGGCUCCGCCCGAGGGCGGCCUGCACGGCCCAGGUGGUCGCCACCCUGUAUGGAUCGGAGGGACACAGCCGGCCCCGUCACCUCUGGGACCCCCAGACGACAGCCUUCGGCCGAGGGGCGCUGGACGUCUUCCUGCUGGGGACCCGGGCCCCCCUGGGGGAGCUGCACGCCCUUCGCCUGUGGCUCCACGGCUCCCCAAGGCGGUGUUCCUGGUACAUCAGCCAGGUGAUCGUCAGUGACAUGGCUACUAAGAAGAAAUGGCACUUCUUGUGCGAUUGCUGGUUGGCCAAGGACCUGGGAGACUUCCAGUGCGACCGGGUUUUCACACCAGCCUCAAGGACAGAGCUCCUUUCCUUUAGACACUUAUUCUCCUCCACGAUUGUGGAACGGUUCACCCAGGACCAUCUGUGGCUCUCCAUCGCAACCCGACAUCCCUGGAACCAAUUUACAAGACUCCAGCGGCUCACCUGCUGCACGACGCUGCUCCUCUGCGACAUGGUGAUUAACGUCAUGUUCUGGAGGAUGGAAGGCCCCACAGCCAAGAGGGUCGAGCCAAUGGGGCCAUUUGCUGUGACCUGGUUGGAGGUGCUCAUCAGCAUCCAAACUGCUGUCAUCCUUCUCCCCGCCCAUCUGGUCAUUAGACAACUUUUCCUGUGGAUUCAACCACGAGAAGCCCUGCCCCUGCUUCCUCCCCUCCCUGCCGCCUGCCCCCCAGGUGCCGCCUGGGAGCCCAGCUCCUCCGCAGAGGUGGUGGAGGAAUUAAAGGAAACGGUGGGAUUUCUGCUCAGAAGAGACACGCGCCUGCUUGCCGACUGUGAGCCACCAGUACAGACGCCUCAUGACAUGAGCCAGCUGGUGAUGCUUUUAUCCAGGAUCAUCCAUUCUCAUUUAGAGGAGCAGGGCUAUUGCCGGCAUUCAGAACCCCAGGGGCCAAGUGUGGCGUCGGAAACCCAGUACCAUUUCCACUGGUACCUGCACAGAGUGCUGCGGAGGCUGGAAGCCCACCUGGACACACUGGCCACCACCCAGGGCCAUCAGCCCUGCGACCUCCGGGAAGCGGCCAGCCAGCUUCAAAAACUCCAAGAACUCCUGGAGACCCGAGUCCUACCCAUGGAGAAAGGGGCGGCCAGGGAGACAACAAGUUUCCCUAUGCUGAGCCCAGAAGCAGGGAAGAGGCCCCGCUGCGUUUUUCCACCGGCGUUAUUGACAUCCAUCUGCUGGCUCCUUCUAGGUGUCACUAGCUUGGCUUCGGCUUUUUUUACAGCCCUUUAUAGCUUGGACUUGAGCAAAGACCAAGCCACCAGCUGGGCUGUUUCAAUGAUGCUGUCGGCACUCCAAGAUACCUUCAUCAGCCAGCCAGUAAAGGUGAUCGUCUUCACAUUCUUACUCUCACUGCUGGCGAGCAGGAUGCCAUGGCUUAACAAAGAAAAGGAGCAACAGACCAACAGGAUCUUGGCACUUUGGGCAAAAUGUUCUUCAUCGUUGUCUGGCUCGAGAGAUAAGAACAACCCCAUUUACAAACCCCCAGUGGUGACGAGGCCAACCAACGACCCAAAGAGAACCUGGAAAAAGAAGAAACUUCUGAAGCUGACGGGUGAUAUGUUGAGUAAGGAGCAGUGGGGCUGUUGGCUUAAACAGCAGAAGUGGAGGUUCUUCACUAGAAAGAGAAACGUUCUGGACCUGAGCAUAGUCGUCAUUAGCUUCAGCAUCUUGGGACUUGACAUGAAGCGCAUUUCUCUACAUAAGAAAAACAUGGCACAAUAUCGCCGUGACCCAGAGAGGUUCAUCAGCUUCUAUGAGGCAGUCAACGUGAGCUGUGCAGUCACUCACCUCGUGGGCUUCCUGGUUCUGUUGGCGACUGUUCAACUAUGGAACCUGCUGCUACAUAACCCCAGGCUGAAGGUCAUCAGCAACACCCUGAGCAAAGCCUGGGAUGAGGUGGUGGGCUUCCUGCUGGUCAUUCUCAUCCUGCUGAGCAGCUACGCCAUAACGUUUAACCUGCUGUUUGGAUGGAGCAUUGCAGACUACCAGACUUUCUUCAGCUCUGCAGUAACUGUUGUUGGCCUCCUGAUGGGAAUUUCUCACCAUGAAGAGGUUAUUGACUUACACCCAGUCCUGGGCUCCUUCCUCAUCCUCAGCAAUGUCAUCUUAAUGGUAUUUGUGAUCAUUAAUCUUUUUGUUUCUGCCAUUCUCAUUGCCUUUGGAAAAGAAAGAAAGUCUCUUCAGAAAGAAGCUGCACUGGCAGGUAUGUUGCUACAGAAGCUCUCAAAUCUACUAGGAAUCCCUCAGCUGAGGAAGAGUCAUGACAAUGGGUAUUGA
Dipodomys ordii (Ord's kangaroo rat) is the source of this 4143-nucleotide messenger RNA. RefSeq names its product polycystic kidney disease 1-like 3 (gene Pkd1l3). Gene Ontology annotation, biological process: detection of mechanical stimulus. Lineage: Eukaryota; Metazoa; Chordata; Mammalia; Rodentia; Heteromyidae. Gene Ontology annotation, cellular component: membrane. Gene Ontology annotation, molecular function: calcium channel activity; protein binding. The transcript is spliced from 26 exons. The coding region runs from base 1 to 4143 and encodes 1380 amino acids. The record is from RefSeq and is a predicted model, not a curated record.